AUGUUCCCUUGGUCAGCCAUAUCUACUGUGAGUCAGCCUUGUGUGUCUUUUUCAGUCAUAUUUACUGUGAGUCGGCCUUAUGUUCCGUUGGUCAGCCAUAUCUACUUUUUGAUUCCAAUCUCUAUACUCAAUCUGUCCAUAUCUAUCUAUCUAUCUAUCUAUCUAUUUAUCUAUCUAUCUAUCUAUCUAUUACUUUUUCUUUUGAUUUUUUUCUCAUUUUCAUGCAUUUAUUAUGCCUAUUCUUUCUUGUCUCUUUUUUAUUGUAUUUUUCUUAUUCUUUCUUUCUUCUUCCUUUUCUUUAUUUCUUUCCGUUCUAAGGUUCGUUGUUCUUUCUUGGCUUCGUUGUAUUGUUCUUUAUUGGUUCCUGUUUUAUAUUCUUUUAUCUCCUUUUUUCUUUCCUUCUCAUUUCUUUGCCCUCUUUUUUUUCUUUUCAUUCUCUUUCCCUUUCUCUCUUUUCUUUUUCUUUUAUUCUUCUUUGCUUUAUCUUUCUUUUCGUCCUCUCCUUUACUUUUCUUUUUCCUUUCUUAUCCUCUCCUUCUCAUCUUCUUUUCUUCAUCCUUUUUCUUCCAUUUUUCGUUCUCCUUUUUCUUUCCUUUCUUCUCCUCUAUUUUCUUAUCCCUUUUCCUUUCAUUUCUACAUUUCCUCUCCUUCCUUUUCUCUUUCUUUUUUCUUGCUUUGUCUUUUUCCUUCUUUCCUUCCUUUCUGUCUUCUUUUAUCCCUUCUUUUUUUUCAAUUUUAAUCUUUUAUUUUUCAUUCUUCUUCCUCCUCCUCUUUCUUCCGCUUCUACAUUCCCAUCAUAUUUCUUCUCUUCCUUCCCUCUCAUUAUUCAGUCUUUCCUUUUUUCUUUUCCUUCCUCCCUUCCUUCUUUCCUUCCUUCCUUGUUUCUUUUUGUUUCUUUCUUUUCUUUUUUCUUUCUUUAACUUUUCCUCUCCUUGCUUCUUGUUUGCCUUCUUUUAUUCCUUUUUUCUUUUCCUGUCCUUCCUGUCACCAUUUCUGUCGUCACUUAUUUUUUUUUCUUCGUUUUCUCUUCUUCUUCUUUUCAUACCUUGUUUUCUUUCCUAUCUUCCUCUCUUUCUUUCCUUCAUUCUUGUCUUUUUGUUUCUUUUUACCUCUUUCUUUCUUUCUUUCUUUCUUUCUUUCUUUCUUUCUUUUUCUUUCUUUCCAUCCUCCCACCCUUCUUCUUUUUAUUCCUCCUCCUUAUCCUCUUUUACCUAA
Acanthosepion pharaonis is the source of this 1215-nucleotide messenger RNA. NCBI's taxonomy places the organism in Eukaryota, Metazoa, Mollusca, Cephalopoda, Sepiida, Sepiidae. The record is from the annotation of a GenBank genome assembly.